Messenger RNA from Penicillium manginii, 2052 nucleotides. RefSeq lists its product as uncharacterized. The coding region runs from base 1 to 2052 and encodes 683 amino acids. The transcript is spliced from 5 exons. The record is from RefSeq and is a predicted model, not a curated record. NCBI's taxonomy places the organism in Eukaryota, Fungi, Ascomycota, Eurotiomycetes, Eurotiales, Aspergillaceae.
AUGCCUACUUCAUGGCAUCCUCCUUCAUGGAAUCUUUCUAUAUUUCGACAAUCUCUGCGUAAAAAUGCGAAUCUGGACAACGAUAUCCCGGAUUCGGAAGCUGUACACGACACCCGUCUAUCAUGGAUUGCCAGUCCUAUCAAGAAGACCGGAAUCACUUCCCGCCUCUACCGUCACUCAGACGCGACACCUAUCGAGCUAUUCUUCGACUUGUUCUUUGUCGCCAAUCUCUCCACGUUUACUGCUACCCACGAGAUCAACAAUGUGAAUGGUGUGAAUUCGUCGAAUUUCUGGCGCAAUAAACAUUCUGUUCUAAUGGUUAUCUUCUUAGCUCUGGGUGCGUAUAUUGGGUUUCUCGGGGUGAUUUGGUUUACCUGGUUGCAAGUCACAUUGUUCGACAUUCGCUUUGCACGAGACUCCGUCUUUGAAAGAAUAUGCAAAGCCUUUCAGCUGGGUGUAAUGGUUGGGUUUGCCUCGGCCGGGUCUCGCUUCACAACUCGUGUCCGCGAUGAAAAUGUUUGGGCUUUCCAGUCUCUGAGCUUGAUUCUCGCCGGAAGUCGCUCGCUGUUGGCCAUUCAGUACACGAUCAACACCUUUUUCGUCUACAAACAUAUGAAGCGUUCUGCAAGAGGGCUACUGUAUACAGCUGCUGUGCUUUGGAUGACAACGAUGUUUUACAUUGGGAUGUACUUCACUUUCCGAUGGGCCUAUAAUAUCCGCGCUAGAAUAUGGACCGUUUGGUUCGUUCUGUUUGGAGUUGAAAUGUGGACUGUGAUGGGGGUUUCUUGUCUAUUCCCCGGAAUUGGAUUCCAGGAAACCCACUUGAACGUACGAAUGGGUCUUCUCACACUCAUAAUUAUUGGAGAAGGGGUUAUUUCGAUCACUCGAAUUGUCAACAAGACGGUUCGGCCCGGGGGGUGGACCAAGUGGUCGUUUGUACACAUACUGGGUGUCACUGCCAACGUGUAUUUGUUGUGGCAAGUCUACUUUGACAUAUCCCCACGGCGAAAUCUCAGCAAACUGUCCCAACAGCUUUGGGCACAGCUUCAUUUCCCGUUCCAUGUAGCUCUCAUUCUACUUCUUGAAGGCUCACAGAUUCUAGCCUUGACACUUGAUGUGACCUUGAAGUUGAGAUAUCUGGCAGAGACCUUCUCUUUUGUAUGCGAAGAGCCGCGUCCCAGUACAGAACGAGCAGUCGAGCUCAUACGGAGCACGAUCACAGACAUGGAGAUUCCAUUUAGCCGAGGUGCCACUCAAGAAUGGACCGCCAUUUCAAGUCUACUUGAGAGUCUUGCUGAGCAGGUGCUUUGUCCGACGUCUAGCCCGAAAGUUGGGCCUAUCAGUUUGCAUUAUACUGAAGAUCUACUCAAUGAUCUAAUGGGCAACGUGACGGCUGCCCUGUUCUCCAGCAUGGAUAUAAUACCAUCAAAAAAGGUGGACAUCAGCCUCCUCGACAACCAACAGCUGCUCCAAAUGUACAUGAAAGUUCUCGCCUUCGUCUACAUAUACUUUUUCGUUGUCGCGAGCUUGUUGAUGGGACUUUUUACUGCGUUUCUGCUUCUCUCUCGACGCCAUGGACGCUGGCUAUAUCAGAUUUUAUCAGUGACUACACGGGUUGCUCUCGGCAUCUUCCUAGCCAGCCUAGUCUCGUUCGCAAGCCAUUUUCCACUCGCACAUGCAUUUAUGACUUCGCCAAUCAUAUUAUAUGCCUUCAGCUUGACUCUUCUCAUCGUGCUCUUCGUUGACCGACUUUUGGAUUGUCUAGCAUCCCGGAGAGCCGCAGCUGGCCGACAGAAGCGGAAGGUAAACAUCCAGCUCAAAAAUAUUGCUACUAGGCCGGGGAUGAUCGUCCUGGAUCCGAACCCCUCUUUGGAGAGCAAUUUCGAUCGACGCGUCUCAUCAUCUUGCGCCGAGGAAAGAGAUACCCAUAUACCUGUUCAAGGAAGCUCGCCAUCGCCGAUGGAGUCUGGUUUCCGAAUAUCAUCUAGUUGGGAGAUUUUACACACGCCCCCUUCAUUCCCACAUGAAAAUGCGAAUCGGCAUUCUGUAUGA